AUGUUUAAAAAUACAGCCUACACAGAAGGCUUUGUUGCUGGUACCCGCUGCCCAACAAAGCGAUUACAGCCAAAAGGUGAAGGAAAUUGUUUGUCAAAUGCCAAUGGAUGGGAAUUCGGAUGCUACACUAAUUUCAUAAUCUCGUUCAAACAAUUAACCUUCAUGUCCCUGGGAAUAUGGGAUGGUGGUAUUGGUGGAGCUGAAGGACCUGAUCGUAUAUUUGUUGGGGGUUUACCGUAUUACUUUACUAAGGUACAGAUAAGAGAGCUGCUAGAAUCCUUUGGACCGCUGCGUGGGUGUGAUCUUGUGAAGGAUAGAGAUAUUGGAAAAUCUAAAGGAUAUGGUUUAUGUGUCUAUGAGGAUCAAGCAGCCACAGACGUUGCCUGUGCUACACUUAAUGGCUUAAAAAUUAGGGAUAAAACACUCACAGUCAGACGUGCAACCAUCAGUGGGCAGAUGAAAUCUGAACAGGAGACCAUUAUGGCCCAGGCUUAA
Molecule: messenger RNA, 495 nt
Organism: Lactuca sativa (garden lettuce)
Lineage: Eukaryota; Viridiplantae; Streptophyta; Magnoliopsida; Asterales; Asteraceae
Source: RefSeq, a predicted model, not a curated record